UGGACCACGCUUAAUUUUUAAGGACGGUCCUUUUUUGGACCACACUUAAUUUUUAAGGAUGGUCUAUAUUUUUUGCUUUUGAAAGAAAAAAUGAAUACAAUAAUAACAAAAGAAAAAGCCAGCUGUAUUUUCUAUAGAAAAAAAUAUACAUCUGAUGUUGCAAAUGAAUGUACAAGUAAGAUCGAGAGAAUGGAAGACGUUGAUUUGUGCUUCACCACUAAUGCAUUGCAUCAUUGCAUAAUGAGUGAAGCAACAAUCUAUGGAGAUUUACAACAGUACCAUCUCUAUACGACCGCAAAGGAACUAGAAGAGAGUAAUAAUAAUGAUAAGGAAGACGAUGGCAUUAUAAAAUUUGAAACCAGAGCUCAAAUUAAAGAGUUCAUUAAUGCUGCAUUCCAGCCAGUUACUGAAAAAAAUUUUAAUGAUGAUCGUUUUUCAAAACAGAAAUUGUCUACAGAGUCAAUAUUCACAAUAGUGCACAGGUACACCAGUGAAUUUAAGACUGACAAUUCGUUCAGUACAUGGUGCUCAACUGCUGGCUUUGGUUUUUUGCUGGUCGAAUGCUCAAGAAAAACGUUGAAAGGUAGUAAGGGAGAAAAGGGAAGAAAUCGUUUAUUGAACGUAUUAAAGCAGAAACACCAUGCACAUUUAGCCAAGACUAUAGCAAGUGCCCUUAUAAAAUACCAAUCAAAAAUAUUGGAUAUGAAGAAAAAAGGGUUCACAAUAGUUGGCUAUUGUCGGAAGUCUGUGCAAAAACGAAAGUCAAAAAAACAAGUAGAGUUAUUGCAAGCAAUGGUAAACAACUUGUAUGAACGGUCUUUGGCAGACUAUGUAUUCGUUUCACCAAUGAAUAAUGCGAACAGCCUCUUCUCUUCUCGAGACCUUGAAUGUGACAUGAAUAUUUUAAGUGAAUUAAAGAGCAUUCAUGGCAUCUCAAAAGACAUGCUACACCUCAUCACUAACAGACAUAAAGUUUGUUUGGUCACUUGCGAUUAUGCGGGUCUUACAACAAACAACACCGACCUCCAAGCAGUAUUAACGCACAAUGUAAAUAUUGAAAAAAUAGCAGUCGAUUUGUAUUACUACGACAAUCGCUUCGAUAUGCUAGAUCGUAAUGAUUUGUUGAAAGAUCCUAGCAUGUUGAGUCAAUUUGGUGAAAGUCGUACGGCGUUCAAGCAACGUCAUUUAUAGAUAAACUAUUAUUAAAUUCAUUUAUUUGUAUCUUUUAUAUUUUGAAGGUUUAGAAUCAAUUGCUGCGUUUGAUUGUAUGAGAGGUGUUGUGAUUGUAGUAGCCUUUAUAAUCAAGUUAACGGAAAUAAAUCAUCAUUUAUUACAUAAUAAAGAGUUUUGAUAAUAGUCAUUGUUAGAAUGUUCGAG
Messenger RNA from Cokeromyces recurvatus, 1377 nucleotides. RefSeq lists its product as uncharacterized. The record is from RefSeq and is a predicted model, not a curated record. Lineage: Eukaryota; Fungi; Mucoromycota; Mucoromycetes; Mucorales; Mucoraceae. The transcript is spliced from 6 exons. Bases 91 to 1191 code for a protein of 366 amino acids.